This is a messenger RNA of Alternaria alternata, 1519 nucleotides long. RefSeq lists its product as hypothetical. The coding region runs from base 95 to 1399 and encodes 434 amino acids. The transcript has 2 exons. Lineage: Eukaryota; Fungi; Ascomycota; Dothideomycetes; Pleosporales; Pleosporaceae. The record is from RefSeq and is a predicted model, not a curated record.
AUUGCCAUAGCGUCCCCCCCCACCCCGAGUCUUCGCGGACAUGUCUAACAACACUCUUCUAACAACAACUUUUGGCAACACGAUAUAGCCCGGCAUGCUUGCAUCCAGGAAGCGGCCCACGCCGCUGCUGCUGCUCUUCGUCCUCGUCCUCAUUGGCAUAUGGUACCACAGCAGAGACACUGACCACAUAUACCUGCAAUGGAUGUCCUCGAUUGAGUCGCGGCCUGCAAAGAUACCCUCAAACAGAACAUUAGGCUUCGGCGCCGUCGUCGUCGUCUCCAAGGAAGGCUCCUCGCGCCGCCAGCCGCUCAUCCAGGCGGCCAAUGUCACCGACAUCGACCUCACCAUCCCGCCACAGCCAGAGUGGACCGAGGGCGAUGUCCAACGCUUCAUCAACGGGCAAGAGAAGGUCCAGAAGGGGUCUAUACUAGCGUGGUUAGGGCACCACAACGCCCUCAAGUGGUUUCUCGAUUCUGACCUCGAGACGGCUCUCAUUCUCGAAGACGACGUCGACUGGGACAUUCGUCUGCGCAGCCAACAGAUUCCGCUCGCGGCAAGCGCUGCCCGCCAGCUCCUUCCCCCGCCGCGCUCCCAGCACCCCUACGCCAACGCAGCUAGCAACCAUACCCAGUACUGGGGCGACCAAGAUGCCUGGGACCUACUCUAUCUCGGCCACUGCGGUGAUUACUUCGACGUCGUCACUGAGGACGGACCCAAGACCGACCGCCAAUCCUUUAAUCUGACUGCUAUGCCACACAUCCUAUACCAGGACCCUACCCUCCCCGCAUGGUACAACCUACAUCCCUUCACACAGGCUUUGUUCCGCCUACUGGGCAUGCCUGAAGGGUCACGCGUCAUCCACCGUUCCAAGUUCCCGCUCUGCUCUUUCGGAUACGCCGUCACCCGUCGCACCGCCGAACGCCUCCUCAACGAUCUCGCUCCACCCAAGCUGAAGAAAACUGGACCUCGCGCAUUCGAUGUUGCGCUUCUCCACGCAUGUAACAAGGGAGAGAACACGCCAUCUCCCACACCCGAGUGGCAGAAUGCAAGGAAUCCCCUGACCCGAAGCAAAUACCCGAGCCCCGGACUCCGCUGCUGGACGCUCAACUCUGAACUAUUCCACCACAUGCCAGGUCACAGUGAGAUUGACCUGGUGGGCGAGAAAAGCGGCGAGUCCGAACACGGUAUCCCCCCGGUAGACCUGGCGGCACAAGCUCAGGUCGUCUUUCGAAACGAGACCACAAACAUCGACUGCGGAUUCUGGAGCGGCGCCUUUGCAUUCGACGAAAAGGAUACCGACCGACUCCAUUACCUCCAAGAAAAGGUUGGCAGACAAGGCAUAUGUCUCAAAGAAGACAAGAAAGAAGAGCGCAAAUACCCGGCAAUAGAUUCGAUAUGAGAACACCUCGACGCACCACCACCACAACAUGACCACCUUCCAUGUACAUAUUAGAUUUCACGACGAGCAACUUAUUGGCGAAAUACCCGGCUUGGGUUUACGGGCGUUUCGUAGGAGUAC